GAUCUCCACAUGAAUUAUACGAUCGUUCGAGCUGAACAAACUUUUUCCUUGUGAUUCUUUGGAGCGUAUGCACGCCCCGCAUUCUUCCAUUAUAGCCAUUUCAUAAAGCGACUAACCGUUACCCUACUUACACCCAACAUGCUUCGUCCCAUGACGCGCUCUGUGUUCCUGACGCUAGGCAUCACUUUGCUUUCAAUCGGCACAGCGCUCAACAUACUCAGCACGCUAUAUGCGCGUCACGAAACCCCAGAAUACUCAUCUAUCGAAGAUUUACAUACAUACUGGGGAGAAAUCAGCGAGCUGCCGGAACGAAUCAACGACGCCGUGUUGAGAUUCCAGUUCGGGAAUUACAGUAUCACGUCGGACGACGAAUGGGCGUCUCUGACUCCUCCGCAUGGAGGUCAGAUCCUGCUGGACGGCAGCAAGUAUGAUGUCUCGUUGUACCUGCAGCUGAGGUGCUUGAAUACAGUCCGUGUUGCCUUUGUGACACUUCGAGACAUUUUCAACGGCGAGUCACUGGCACGCGACAUUAAUUCCAUCGACUCCAAAGAGACGGAGUAUUGCCUGGACGUUCUAAGGCAGACAGUACAAUGUACCGCAGACAUUACGCUGGAGCCUGGCCAGGUGCUCGUUUUGUCGGAUGGUUCAACUGAUAUGGGAGUAUCCGGAAAUCAUGUUGAUCACGUUUGCAGGGAUUGGGUCCAAGUGAGGGAGUUCGUUGAAAAUAACCAGGAAUCAUGGGAUCGUUAGAGGAUGUGUAGGUGGUCAACCGUCGACCGUCGUCGUUGUAGUGCGUCUUCUAAGCUGAGGUCAACUAUCUCCUAUCCGUAAUUGGCAGCAGG
This is a messenger RNA of Guyanagaster necrorhizus, 842 nucleotides long. RefSeq lists its product as uncharacterized. Lineage: Eukaryota; Fungi; Basidiomycota; Agaricomycetes; Agaricales; Physalacriaceae. The record is from RefSeq and is a predicted model, not a curated record. Gene Ontology annotation, biological process: mycotoxin biosynthetic process. The coding region runs from base 139 to 750 and encodes 203 amino acids. The transcript is spliced from 2 exons.